CGCUCCGACUACUCUCAAUCUCAAAAACCCUCUCUCUUUCUCAUCCAUACUACACAAACAAAACCCAAAUCAAUCUUCUCUUCGAUCUCUCACAUUAAUAACUCUAAACCAGUGAAACUGAGAAUCCAAGAGUAGCAUUGAGGAUGAGGAACUUGUUCUUCAGAUCAGCAUCUCCAUCACCCUCAAACUCUCCAUCCAGAGGCAGCACUAUACCACCUUCCUCACCACGCCACAGCUUCUCCGACUCGUUGAUGGAGGAGAACAUAGAAAUCGCUCAGACCCUCAUCACGAAAUGGGACUCCGACGACGACUCAUCUUACACUGUGCUCACCUCCCUCUUCCGCGACGACCGCAGCGAGGCCCGGUUGUAUCUCAAAUGCGUCCGGGACUUACAGUCGGCCAUGCACCAUUUCGUUAAUUCUCAAGACACCAGCGCCGAGAAGCUCAUUACUGCCCAGACUUUGAUGCAGGCGGCCAUGAAGAGACUCCAGAAGGAAUUCUACUUGAUUUUGUCGGAUAACAGAGAGAAUCUGGACGCCGAGACGGUGUCGUCCAGAGCCUCCACAGCUCGGUCCAGCGUUUCCGAUUUGGAAUCCGAGUCGGAGGAGGAGUCGACUCUUCUAGAUGGGGAGCCAAUUGCAACUGUCGCUAUGGAGGAUUUGAAAUCCAUUGCCGACUGUAUGAUAUCCGCCGGUUAUGGAAAAGAGUGUGUCAAGAUAUACAAGAUCAUCAGAAAAUCGAUUAUAGAUGAAGCACUGUACCAUCGCGGAGUCGAGAAGCUGAGCCUCUCUCAGGUUCAGAAGAUGGACUGGAAUGUACUCGAGACCAAAAUCAAGAACUGGCUCAACGCCGUCAAAGUCGCCGUGAAAACUCAUUUCUACGGUGAGAGGCUACUCUGCGACUACGUCUUCUCUUCCUCUCAUUCCAUAAGGGAGUCUUGCUUCACCGAGAUUUCCAAAGAGGCCGCCACAACACUGUUCAGCUUCCCGGAACUGGUGGCGAAAUGCAAGAAAUCUCCGGAGAAAAUGUUCCGGACUCUCGACUUGUACCAGGCAAUAUCCGACCACUGGCCGGAAAUAGAGUCCAUAUUCUCAUUCGAGUCGACCUCGGCCAUCCGAUCCUUGGGUGUCAACUCCCUCAUCAAGCUCGGCGAGGCCGUCCGGACUAUGCUCGAGGAUUUCGAAGCUGCCGUUCAGAAGGACCCUUCCAAAAUCGCCGUCCCGGCCGGUGGGGUCCACCCUCUCACGCGUUAUGUCAUGAAUUACAUCACUUUCCUAACCGACUACACCGAAAUACUCUUGGAUAUUUUUGCUGACUUCCCCUUGACGCUUCAGACGCCUUUGCCGGAAGCCUACUUCGACUGCAACGACGUCGACGAGUCAUCACCGAUUUCAGUACGGAUAGCCUGGCUGGUUCUUGUUUUGCUCUGCAAGCUCGACGGCAAGGCCAAGCUGUACAAGGAUGUGGCGCUUUCAUAUUUGUUCUUAGCCAAUAACUUGCAAUAUGUUGUCGCUAAGGUUCUCAACUCCAAUCUCAAGUACUUGCUCGGAGACUAUUGGAUCGGCAAGCACGAGUCCAAGGUUAAGCAAUACGCCGGAAACUACGAGCGGAUGGGAUGGAGCAAGGUUUAUGCUUCAUUGCCGGAAAAUCCAACGGCUGAGAUUUCUUCCGACCAGGCCAAAAAAUUCUUCCAGCAAUUCAAGGCAGCCUUUGAAGAAGUGUACAAGAAGCAAUCUUCAUGGGUUGUGACCGACCCGAAACUCCGAGACGAGCUGAAGGUUUCGGUGGCGAGGAAGCUGGUGCCGGUUUACCAGAAGUUUUACGAGAUGCACAGAGUCGGGUUGAGGAGGGAGUGCGGAGUGGACUCCUUGGUCAGAUAUGCCCCUGAGAAUUUAGACAAUUACCUGUCGGAUUUGUUGUAUGGGGCCUCAGGUGGAGGGAGCAUUUCCUUAUCUUCAUCAACGUCGUCGUCGAAGUCGCAUGGUCAUUGAGACGCUAAGGUCGCCUGCCGGCCGUUUUGGAAUGAUUCGUGAAUAUUAGGAAAUAUUAAUUAAGACAAAAGGAAAAGUUGUAAAGAUAUAUUAUACAAUGUGCAUGGCAUAU
Argentina anserina (silverweed cinquefoil) is the source of this 2103-nucleotide messenger RNA. Its product is annotated as exocyst complex component EXO70H1-like. Gene Ontology annotation, molecular function: phosphatidylinositol-4,5-bisphosphate binding. The record is from RefSeq and is a predicted model, not a curated record. Gene Ontology annotation, cellular component: exocyst. Bases 144 to 1991 code for a protein of 615 amino acids. The transcript has a single exon. Gene Ontology annotation, biological process: exocytosis. NCBI's taxonomy places the organism in Eukaryota, Viridiplantae, Streptophyta, Magnoliopsida, Rosales, Rosaceae.